Exaiptasia diaphana is the source of this 722-nucleotide messenger RNA. RefSeq names its product retinal rod rhodopsin-sensitive cGMP 3',5'-cyclic phosphodiesterase subunit delta. The transcript is spliced from 6 exons. Gene Ontology annotation, biological process: sensory perception of light stimulus. The coding region runs from base 163 to 618 and encodes 151 amino acids. NCBI's taxonomy places the organism in Eukaryota, Metazoa, Cnidaria, Anthozoa, Actiniaria, Aiptasiidae. Gene Ontology annotation, cellular component: cytoplasm. The record is from RefSeq and is a predicted model, not a curated record.
AGGACCGCGAAAGUUCAGCAAGUUGAAAAAUCUUGGAGAAAACGGAAUUUGCAAGGAUUUUUAAUGUUUUCUUCCAACUUCUUGGCUCUUUAGGGUCUAGACAGAAGACCUGAGUUUCAAUUUAUUCUUCGUACGUGGUAAAAUAGUGGAUUUAUUGGCAAAAUGUCAAACGAAAUCGAACAAAGAGGCAAGAAAAUUAUGGAGGGUUUCAAGCUUAACUGGAUGAAUCUAMGAGAUGCUGACAAUGGUAAAAUAUUAUGGCAAGGAAGCGAAGACUUGUCGAUUCCAGGUGUUGAACAUGAAGCCAGAGUUCCUAAAAAGAUAUUGAAAUGCAAAGCAGUUUCUAGAGAAAUCAACUUCUCCUCACACGAAGAAAUGAAUAAAUUCAGACUGGAACAAAAAGUAUUGUUUAAAGGAAAGUGUUUAGAAGAAUGGUACUUUGAUUUUGGAUUUGUGAUCCCAUCAUCAACUAACACUUGGCAGUCACUCAUCGAAGCAGCCCCUGAAUCACAAAUGAUGCCUGCUAAUGUCUUGAAUGGGAAUGUUGUGAUAGAAACAAGGUUUUAUGAUGCCAACCUACUAGUCAGUACUUCAAGAGUCCGUGUUUUCUACGUUUAAACCUGAACCCUUCACUCCAUCUGCAACUAAUUUACCAAAUUGUACAAAAUUAUUUUCAUUGUAGAGUUAGUCUUUUGCAAUAAUUAAUAGAUUAGACCAAAAUG